Medicago truncatula (barrel medic) is the source of this 1413-nucleotide messenger RNA. Its product is annotated as putative nuclease HARBI1. The coding region runs from base 66 to 1352 and encodes 428 amino acids. NCBI's taxonomy places the organism in Eukaryota, Viridiplantae, Streptophyta, Magnoliopsida, Fabales, Fabaceae. The record is from RefSeq and is a predicted model, not a curated record. The transcript has a single exon.
UCCUUUAAAAAAAAUCAUUCUCAACUUCCCUCUUUGUUCACAUUCAAUAUCAUACUUCUCUUCACAUGGAUCCUUCCAAUCCUUCCCAUAUUGCAAAAUUGUUCAUGGAUUAUAUGAAUGAUGACUUGGAUGAAGAACUUUUGAGGCUUGCACAAGAAGAGUUUGCGAGCUCAAGUAGGCCUAGAAGCCAAAGAAGGAAUAUAGAGAGGAAUCGCGAAGAAGGACAUGAGCGAUUAUUCAAUGAUUAUUUUUCAGAAACUCCAGUGUACACGGAUGAGCAGUUCCGUCUAAGGUAUCGAAUGCAUAAACAUGUCUUUCUUCGCUUAGUUGAAGCUCUUAGCCAAUAUGAUGAGUAUUUUCAGCUGAGGGUUGAUGCAACUGGUAGAUCAGGUAUUUCACCACUACAAAAAUGCACUGCUGUUAUUCGUAUGUUGGCAUAUGGAACAUCUGCUGAUAGUGUGGAUGACUAUUUGAGAAUUGGUGAAACUACAACACUAAAAUGUGUCGAUAAGUUUACAAGGGGUGUGAUCAGUGUAUUUGGGCCACAAUAUUUGCGAAAGCCAACGACUGAAGAUAUCGAACGCCUGUUGCAGAUGGGGGAGGCACGUGGUUUUCCAGGUAUGUUGGGUAGUAUUGAUUGUAUGCAUUGGGAAUGGAAAAAUUGUCCAGUCGCAAUGAAAGGGCAGUAUGUUCGAGGUGAUCAUGGUAAACCCACUGUUAUGCUUGAGGCAAUUGCUUCACAAGACCUAUGGAUUUGGCAUGCAUUCUUUGGGGUAGCUGGUUCAAACAACGAUAUCAACGUGUUGAACCAAUCUGAUGUCUUCAAUGAUGUUAUGCAAGGGCGAGCUCCAGAGGUUCGUUAUUCAAUAAAUCGUACUGAAUACAACAUGGGUUAUUAUUUAUCUGAUGGCAUUUAUCCUGAAUGGGCCACAUUUGUGAAAAGCAUCCCGAUGCCACAAGGAGAAAAGAGAAAAUUGUUUGCCCAACAUCAAGAAGGCGCUAGGAAGGAUAUCGAACGAGCAUUUGGAGUUCUCCAAUCCCGAUUUGCAAUCAUACGUAACCCGGCUCGAUCUUGGCAUCUGGAUUCUCUGAAGCGCAUAAUGGAUACGUGCAUCAUAUUACACAACAUGAUUGUUGAAGAUGAGCGUGCUACAUAUGGUGGCAAUUUUGAUUAUUCUUAUGAUCAUCUUGGCAAUGACCCAAUUGCACCAUCAGACAAUUCUAAUAUUGAUUUUCGCGAGUUCCUACGUAGAAGACACCAUGUUCAAGAUAAGCAAAUUCAUCGACACCUUCAACAAGAUUUAAUAGAACAUAUAUGGGAACGUUUUGGGCAUGAGAAUAACCGCAACUAAAAAUUAUUUUAAAAUUUAGUAUAUUUUUAGGUAGUAGUAGUUUAUUUCAACGUUUAAUAAU